UUGGCGCACGUGUCUGGCUGUGAUGGUGGCGACCAAGAGCGACCCGAACUGCGUGGAGCCGGCGUGCGCCGACAAGAUGGACUUCUUCAAGAGCUCCAUGGGCAAGAAGGCCACGAAGCCAGCAGCGCAGCCCAAGCCAGCCACAGACUGUCCGCUGGAUCGCCAGGAGCUGGGCAACGCCACGUGGGGACUGCUCCACUCGAUGGGUAUUUACUACCCGGACAAGCCGUCGCCGGAGUACCAGGCCAAGGCCAAGACGUUCAUUGAGGCGCUGGCGCUGAUGUACCCGUGUGUGCACUGCGCUGACGAUUUCCAGAAGGAGAUCGCCAAGUCCCCGCCUCGUGUGGAGUCGCGCACGACGUUCUCCAUGUGGCUGUGCGAGCAGCACAACAUCGUCAACCGCAAGAUCCACAAGCCUCUGUUCGAGUGCACAAUGGAGAAGCUGGAGGAGAGAUGGCGGAAGGGCAAGCCGUCGUGCUGGGGCGAGGAUGGCGAUGAGGAGUCGGCUCAAGAUGCUCUGGGCUGAAGGAUUGGUGUCCGAGCCCGUUUUGCUCGGGCAGAGAAGCGUAGACGAGGAAAAAGCGGUGUGAACGAUAUGUGCGUAGCAUUGUCUUGCCUUUAAGCUGCCAAUAAUGCUACAACUACAACAGU
This is a messenger RNA of Phytophthora sojae, 651 nucleotides long. RefSeq lists its product as hypothetical. The record is from RefSeq and is a predicted model, not a curated record. Lineage: Eukaryota; Oomycota; Peronosporomycetes; Peronosporales; Peronosporaceae. Bases 23 to 526 code for a protein of 167 amino acids. Gene Ontology annotation, molecular function: flavin-dependent sulfhydryl oxidase activity; flavin adenine dinucleotide binding. The transcript is spliced from 3 exons. Gene Ontology annotation, cellular component: mitochondrion.